This is a messenger RNA of Taeniopygia guttata (zebra finch), 900 nucleotides long. The record is from RefSeq and is a predicted model, not a curated record. NCBI's taxonomy places the organism in Eukaryota, Metazoa, Chordata, Aves, Passeriformes, Estrildidae.
CCGGAGUCGGCGAGAGCCCGAGCAGCGGCGGCGCAGGGCUCCGGGCCGGGGCGGAGCUGGCGGCGUUGGGGAGGAGGCGGCACGGCCGCAGCAGAGCCGGGGCUGAGGGGCACAGCGAGGCUCGGCCGGCGGAGCGGCGGCAUGCGGCGGUGUCGGGGCGCGGGGCUGGCGGCGCUGCCCGCGGUGCUGCUGCUCGUGGCAGUGGCCAGAGCGCAGGUACAGCAGGAGCCGUCAUUGGAGACCACCGAAGGCACCGGCAUCAACAUCACCUGCUCACAUCCCAAAAUCCAGACCAGCGAAACCAUCUACUGGUACCGCCAGCUCCCUGGCCGGGGACCUGAAUACCUCGCGAGCGUUCACAAGGACUCCAAAAAGCUGCCGGGCAUUGCAGGAGAGCUGUGGGUGUCGGCAGACCGGCGCUGGAGCGCGCUGCGGCUCGGUGGGCCCCGGCGCGGGGACGCGGCCGUGUAUUACUGCGCGCUGGGCCCACGGGCAGAGGAGCCGGGGCUGCGGCCGGGCACGAACCGCCGCGGGCGGGGCCGGGCGGGGCCAGCAGGGGGCGCUGCCGCUCCGCCCGCCGGGGCCGCCUCGCCCCGCUCGGCCCGGGACCCCGGGGCGCUGCCGGCACCGGCACCGGCAAUGGGACAGGGACCGGGCAAUGGGACCGGCGCCGGCAAUGGGACCGGCAAUGGCACCGGCAAUGGGAUCGACAAUGGGACCGGCAAUGGGACCGGCAAUGGGACCGGCACCGGCAAUGGGACCGGCACCGGCAAUGGGAACGGCAAUGGGACAGGGACCGGCAAUGGGACUGGGACCGGCACCGGCAAUGGGACCGGCACCGGCAAUGGGACCGGCACCGGCAUAGACACCAGUAUUGACAUUGACACCAGUAACCGUUGA